Acomys russatus (golden spiny mouse) is the source of this 3782-nucleotide messenger RNA. RefSeq names its product extended synaptotagmin 1 (gene Esyt1). The transcript is spliced from 31 exons. Gene Ontology annotation, molecular function: lipid binding. The record is from RefSeq and is a predicted model, not a curated record. Gene Ontology annotation, biological process: lipid transport. NCBI's taxonomy places the organism in Eukaryota, Metazoa, Chordata, Mammalia, Rodentia, Muridae. Bases 173 to 3439 code for a protein of 1088 amino acids.
GCCAUCCCCAAGCCCUCUAGCUGCCCAAGUCUACAAGUCCCGAACCAACCGCUCCCGGCAGGGCCUGGGCGUGGCUUGGUGUCCCUGAGAGCACCACUUAUUACGGGGAAAAGCUGGACCAGACCCUGAGCCGCCUGCAGUUGCUCAGUUGGGUACUCCUGGAAGCUGCCCCAUGGAGCGCUCCCCUGAAGAGGGCCCGGGUCCCUCAGGGCAGCCCCCUGCCGCCGACAACACGAAGGACGGGGACUCAGGGGUCCCACCUGCUGGCCCAGGUGCGGCGAGCGAGGCCCUGGCGGUGCUGACUUCUUUCGGGCGGCGCUUGUUGGUGCUCGUGCCCGUGUACCUGGCAGGGGCGGCGGGUCUUAGCGUGGGUUUCGUGCUUUUCGGCCUCGCCCUCUACCUGGGCUGGCGCCGGGUCCGCGACGGGAAAGAACGGAGCCUGAGGGCGGCGAGGCUGCUGCUGGAUGAUGAGGAGCGGAUCACGGCAAAAACGCUUUACAUGAGCCACCGGGAACUACCCGCCUGGGUCAGCUUCCCAGAUGUGGAAAAGGCCGAAUGGCUGAACAAGAUUGUUGCCCAGGUGUGGCCCUUCCUAGGCCAGUACAUGGAGAAGCUUCUGGCUGAAACAGUGGCCCCAGCUGUGCGGGGAGCUAACCCCCAUCUGCAAACAUUCACAUUUACUCGAGUGGAGCUGGGUGAAAAGCCAGUAAGAAUCAUCGGAGUCAAGGUUCACCCUAGUCAGAGAAAAGAUCAAAUUCUAUUGGACUUGAAUGUCAGCUAUGUAGGUGACCUGCAGAUUGAUGUGGAAGUGAAGAAAUAUUUCUGCAAAGCAGGAGUCAAGGGCAUGCAGCUGCAUGGCGUCUUGCGGGUGAUUCUCGAGCCACUCACAGGGGACCUUCCUAUCGUGGGGGCUGUAUCGAUGUUCUUCAUCAAACGCCCGACACUUGACAUCAACUGGACAGGGAUGACCAACCUGCUGGAUAUCCCGGGACUCAGCUCUCUCUCUGAUACCAUGAUCAUGGAUUCUAUCGCUGCCUUCCUCGUCUUGCCCAACCGACUCCUGGUGCCUCUUGUGCCUGACCUUCAAGAUGUGGCCCAGCUGCGUUCCCCACUACCCAGGGGCAUUAUUCGGAUUCACCUUCUGGCAGCCCGAGGUCUGAGCUCCAAGGAUAAGUAUGUGAAAGGCCUGAUCGAGGGCAAGUCGGACCCCUACGCACUUGUCCGCGUGGGCACCCAGACGUUCUGCAGCCGCGUCAUAGAUGAGGAGCUGAGCCCGUACUGGGGAGAGACUUAUGAGGUCAUCGUACACGAGGUCCCAGGACAGGAGAUCGAGGUGGAGGUGUUUGACAAAGAUCCAGAUAAAGAUGAUUUUCUAGGAAGAAUGAAGCUGGACGUAGGGAAGGUUUUACAGGCUGGAGUCCUAGAUGAUUGGUACCCUCUACAAGGCGGGCAAGGCCAAGUGCACUUGAGGCUAGAAUGGCUAUCACUUUUGCCAGAUGCAGAAAAACUCGAUCAGGUUCUGCAGUGGAAUCGGGGCAUCACUUCUCGACCAGACCCCCCAUCAGCGGCCAUCCUGGUUGUCUACUUGGACCGGGCCCAGGAUCUUCCUCUGAAAAAGGGGAACAAGGAACCGAACCCUAUGGUGCAGCUGUCAGUUCAGGAUGUGACCCAGGAGAGCAAGGCUGCCUACAGCACCAACUGCCCAGUGUGGGAACAGGCUUUCCGCUUUUUCCUGCAAGACCCUAGAAGUCAGGAGCUUGAUGUGCAGGUGAAGGAUGACUCCAGGGCGCUGACUUUAGGGGCACUGACUCUCCCUCUGGCUCGCCUGCUGACUGCCUCUGAGCUCACCCUGGACCAGUGGUUCCAGCUCAGCAGCUCAGGCCCAAACUCCAGGCUCUACAUGAAGCUGGUCAUGAGGAUCUUAUACUUAGAUUCAUCGGAAAUCUGCUUCCCCACUGCGCCUGGUGCCCAGGACCCGGACAGUGAGUGCCCCCAGACAGGCAGCAGUGUGGAUGCCCCACCUCGGCCCUACCACACAACCCCUAACAGCCACUUUGGGACUGAGAAUGUUCUUCGGAUCCAUGUGUUAGAGGCUCAGGACCUAAUUGCCAAAGACCGUUUCUUGGGGGGAUUGGUGAAGGGCAAAUCAGACCCCUACGUCAAACUGAAGGUGUCAGGACGGAGCUUCCGGACCCAUGUUGUCCGGGAAGAUCUCAACCCCCGAUGGCAUGAAGUUUUUGAGGUGAUUGUCACAUCAAUCCCAGGCCAGGAGCUUGAGAUUGAGGUCUUUGAUAAGGACUUGGACAAGGAUGACUUUUUGGGCAGGUAUAAAAUGAGUCUCACCACAGUCCUCAACAGCGGCUUCCUCGAUGAGUGGCUGCACCUGGAGGACGUCCCAUCUGGCCGCCUGCACCUGCGCCUGGAGCGGCUGACUCCUAGACCUACCGCGGCUGAGUUAGAGGAGGUGCUGCAGGUGAACAGCCUGAUCCAGACGCAGAAGAGCUCGGAGCUGGCCGCAGCCUUGCUGUCGGUUUACCUGGAGCGGGGGGACGAUCUGCCGCUACGAAAAGGCACCAAGCCUCCCAGUCCCUAUGUUACUCUCACUGUGGGAGAGACUUCCCACAAAACCAAGACUGCGUCCCAGACGGCAGCCCCUGUCUGGGAGGAGACCGCCAGCUUUCUCAUCAGGAAGCCACAUGUGGAGAGCCUGGAGCUGCAGGUUCGGGGUGAAGGGACCGGCACCCUGGGCUCCAUAUCCCUGCCUCUCUCGGAACUCCUCCAGGCUGAACAGCUCUGCUUGGACCGCUGGUUUGCACUCAGCAAUGGGCAGGGCCAGGUGCUAAUGAGAGCACAGCUAGGGAUCCUGGUGUCCCAGCACUCAGGAGUGGAAGCCCACAGCCACAGUUACAGCCACAGCUCCUCUUCCCUCAAUGAAGACCCCGAGGCCUUAGGGGGGCCUAGUCACAUCCCCUCCCCAGUCCUGGAGGUCAGGCAUCGCCUAACACAUGGUGACAGUCCUUCUGAGGCGCCUGGGCCUCUGGGCCAGGUGAGGCUGACAGUAUGGUAUCACAGUGACGAACAGAAGCUGGUCAGCAUUAUUCACAGCUGCCGGGCCCUUCGACAAAACGGACGAGAUCUCCCGGACCCCUAUGUGUCACUGCUGCUGCUGCCAGACAAGAGCCGCAGCACCAAGAGGAAGACCUCCCAGAAGAAGAGGACGCUCAACCCUGAGUUCAAUGAGCGGUUCGAGUGGGAGCUGCCCCUGGAUGGGUCUCUCAGGCGGAAGCUCGAUGUUUCUGUGAAGUCAAACUCCUCCUUCAUGUCAAGAGAGCGCGAGAUCCUGGGAAAGGUGCAGCUGGAUCUAGCUGAGAUAGACCUUUCCCAGGGUGCAGCCCAGUGGUAUGACCUGAUGGAUGACAAAGAUAAAGGCAGCUCCUAGGAGCUGGGUGAUGGCAGUCUGACAUCGCUGUGUCUUCUUGCCUUGCCUCUUGCCUCAGUGUGAUGAGCCUACAGCUCAGGCUCCAGGGCUGGGCUGGAGCCUUUUGCCUUCUGGGCCCAUAUGAAGGGUCUUUGCCUGACCAAAGAGGAUUCAUUUCCCUUAAUGCACGGCCUUUAUGCUUUGGGCUCCAAGGGCAGGGACCUGACAUGGACCUGUUCUGCCUGCACCGCGAUCUCUCUCCACCUCCUCAGGGCCUCUCGCACCUGUGCCUGGCCGCUGGCAGCACUAGCAGUGGCAUUAGCUCAUGCCAAAUACAGCUUUUGGAAAGCUUUUGUUUGUCUUA